CGUAUGUACGUAUCUUAGGGAUUACUAAAAAUGACGGGCUAUAAACUUCCAAAAUCCUGCUCGAUGUAACUAACCAAGCAACUGCGGCCACUCUCCAUGUACCAACAUGCAUUGGAGUGGGAUGAUAUAUCUUAUCGAUAUACUGUGGGCGCUUAUCCAGGAUUUGGCCCAUUUCAAACGGCCAGUGGCCUACCCGCAGCUCGCAUUCCCCCCCACAUCGUCUACUUCCGCUCACUUCCGCCUCGCGCUACUUAUCCCAUCGUCUGCCUAGCCGCACUGCAUUCACAUUGUCACGAGAAUUAAGCACGUUUGUUUUCAGCCUUCGACGUCGAUACUUAGUCACGAACCUUCGAAAAAGCCACGAGGCAAACAUGGCGGGAAAGGGUAUUGCUCGAGGCGGUAAGGGAGGGAAAGGACUUGGCGGGAAAGGCGGAAUUAAGCGUCACCGUAAGAUUCUUCGCGACAAUAUUCAAGGAAUCACCAAGCCUGCUAUCAGACGACUGGCUCGUCGCGGGGGUGUCAAGCGUAUCUCUGCCCAGAUUUAUGAUGAGGUUCGCGUUGCCCUAAGAGCACGCCUUGAAAAUAUUAUAAGAGACUGCGUCACUUACACGGAAUACCGUCAACGAAAGACUGUCACGAUUAACGAUGUACUGCAUUCCCUGAGACGCAUUGGUCGACCAAUUUACGGGUUCGACGAUGUGACUACAGGUCGUACCCAACCUAACAAGAAGAAGUAGCUCACUCGUAUGCUUGUUUGACCCAAAGAUGUAAGAUCAGGCGUUGAUGAUGACGGAGUGGCUUGAUAAAUAUGGGUGGUUAAGUUGCAAUGUUGAAACACGGUUUUUACCACGAUCUAGUAAUGAUACCCUAUAGCUUGAGACUAUUUAGCUUUUAUUGAACGU
Messenger RNA from Annulohypoxylon truncatum, 902 nucleotides. Its product is annotated as histone-fold-containing protein. Gene Ontology annotation, biological process: nucleosome assembly. The transcript has 7 exons. The record is from RefSeq and is a predicted model, not a curated record. Bases 372 to 737 code for a protein of 121 amino acids. Gene Ontology annotation, molecular function: DNA binding; protein heterodimerization activity; structural constituent of chromatin. NCBI's taxonomy places the organism in Eukaryota, Fungi, Ascomycota, Sordariomycetes, Xylariales, Hypoxylaceae.